Molecule: messenger RNA, 1337 nt
Organism: Desarmillaria tabescens
Lineage: Eukaryota; Fungi; Basidiomycota; Agaricomycetes; Agaricales; Physalacriaceae
Exons: 1
Coding region: 53-880 (275 amino acids)
Source: RefSeq, a predicted model, not a curated record
CUAGUCCGUACUUUCUUGACUUAGCUUGAACCUUCUGCUAUGACUGAGGUCAAUGACACUGACGGAGCCUCUGGCCUUUGAAACUCGGAAUCGCCUGAAAUUUGUCUUUCCACCUCACCUACUGCUUGUGGUACUUGUGCAUCGAUUAUCGUUACUCGCCUGUCUGUUUCCUGUCUGUUUUCUCUCUUAUUUAGGCCGCGACCCACCAAGGACCGAUACAAACAGCCGAUCGUAUCCUCUCCACCCGGAGAUGUCGGCGUACAUUUGGCUCACCUCUUGCUUCCCUACUACCAUCAUCUUCACUCCUACUACUAUUCACGAUCCUUAUGUCUUCCACUCUUUACCCUCGCUCUCAACACACAGAAAUCUCCUUGGCUAUCAUCCUAGCAUGUCUCGUUCCAGCCAUCGCCUUUGCUUCAUGGUUCGUUCUCCGUACCGCUCGCCUGGCUGGGUGCGGUACAAGAAAACGAAAGCCAAUGGACUUAGAGGCAAGCAAUAUUCGCGUUUUUGCUCUUUUUUGCAUGAUUCUAACCAGGCGAUUCGCAGUCUGUGCAUCCAUAUCCAUUUGCGGUCCACAAGAGUAUAUCGAGACCAAAUCAAGCACACCACAUCGAACACCGUCGCGACAUGCAACCGGUUCUUCGUUCUCCGCCAACAUGCUUGCUUGAUAAAGGAGCCGAGUCACGUGAAGCUACCCUGCCUCCACCUCUGUCCCGCAAAGCCUCUGCGUCCUGGUAUGGAACAGAAGACAUGCAAUCACCCGCUCUCUCUGUCUGGCGCACUCAGUUUCUCGAGGCAGACUGGUGGAAUCUUGCAGAAGAAAUCGUUGGCCCGCAUCCAGACGCGCUGCCUCUUUCCGACAGGAAACCGCUUUCUGUGACGCGCUUCCCUAUGCUGCAACCUCAUGUAAAAGUCGGUCUAGUUCCGAAGAUUCACAUUCAGCCUUCGCCUUCUCCAUCUCCAGCGCGCAAGUACUCUUCACCGAACGAACGCAGACGCCCUUUGAUGUUUACGGCUUUCAAUGGAGCCUUGAAGUGGGAACUCAGAUUUCGCAUGAUUCAGAGCAAGAAAGCUACACUCACAUCCCAGCGGCAUUCAAGACGGCAGGGAAAGGAAAACAAUGCCGUAUGAGGCGUACAAAUGUAUUCUUUUGAAUUCGUAAUUUCAGUUCCUCGAAUAAACUUGUCUUGUCACGGCAUAGAGUAUUCAAUGAAAAUGGAUAUAUAUGUUACAGAGAGAUAAAGAGUAACCGAAAGGGAAAAAAUGCAGAAUUCUGUUCAACUACAAGCCAAGUCCUUUUCUCGCGUUGUCCCGAAUAUACUCGACACACUUAAGUA